This is a messenger RNA of Ambispora leptoticha, 2463 nucleotides long. The record is from the annotation of a GenBank genome assembly. Lineage: Eukaryota; Fungi; Glomeromycota; Glomeromycetes; Archaeosporales; Ambisporaceae.
AUGGAUAGAGGAAAGAAAUAUCAAGCGCCAGUCUACCGUUCAUGGAAUGCUUUAGCCUUAGGUCUGCCAAACAAUCCGGGAGAGACCGAACUCGAGGAACCAGAAAAUAAGCAACCUACAAAAUCCCGGAGACCUCGACGAGGCGUACUUGUAAAAGAGGUCAUUGGCCAAGAAGUGCCAAGUCAAAUUGCUGAUUGGAGAUAUUCCAAUGCGGUCGCGCUCAACAAAGUUUCUGAGGCUUCAAGGGAAAAAAAAUCUCAUGAAAUAUAUGAAUCGAACAAAUGGAAUUUGGAACAAAAAAGAAAAGCAACUUGGGGCCCUUCAUCCUCUCGUAUUCCACAGCAAAACAACUGGAAUCCCUCAUCACGACGGAAUACUUGGGAUUCGCCUCUUGACACGCAGCAAAAAAUUCCAACCUACGACUACGACGAUCCAAGGGAAAAAAAUUUGAGUUCAAAGACUUCCUUUAAGCCACAAUACGACAAUUCGGUAGCUAAGCGAUCGCAAAGUCAAAAUAAUGAAUUACAGUCAUACAAUACACGUCCGAUUAUACAGUCCAAACAUGAAUACGGUAGCGACAGUUGGAAUUCAGUAGGGUCAAAAAAAAAUUGGAACGCGCCUGUACAUCCUGAAAAGAAUAGCGGUUGGGACUCCUCCACCGAGCCACAAUAUAGUAACGACAGUUGGGAUUCGGUAGAGCCACAAAAAAAUUGGAACGCGCCUGUACGGCCCGAAAAGAAUGGCAAUUGGGGCUCGUCCGUUAAAGCACAAUACGGUAACGACAGUUGGGAUUCGGUAGGUUCACAAAAUGAUUGGAGUACAACCACUCAGUCGGAAAAGUAUAGCAAUUGGAACUCUUCCGUCAAAUCACAAUACAGUAACGACAGUUGGGAUUCGGUAGGGUCACAAAAAAAUUGGAACGCGCCUGUAAAGCCUGAAAAGAAUAGCAAUUGGGACUCCUCUACCGAGCCACAGUAUGGUAACGAUAAUUGUGAUUCGGCAAAAUCGAAUUGGAACGCUUCUGUACAGCAGAAACAUAGCAGCAACUGGAACUCCUCCAGGCCAAAAAACGAAAAUGACAAUUCAGUAGCAGCCAAAAAAUCGCAAAAGAAUGGGAAUACCUCCGUGCAGCCUAAACAAACUGGCCGGACUCUGACCGACGAACCUGAAGAAAGCGAUCAUAUUUUGCCCUUUCCUAACCCAAUUCUGGAUAAUUUGUUCGUCUCGUCGCCGAUCGACGAUAACGUAAUAAGUGCUUGGAAAGAUAAUGAAAAAAACACACACAUCGAUGAAAAUUCAGGUGCAUCUGACAUUAACAAAGAAUCUAAUGUUGGAGUUGCAGAUCCAACAAAGGCAAUUCCUCAAUUCUCAAAAGGCACUAAGAUCGAAUCGAAAGAAAAUCCAGAUCACUUAAAGUCCGAUUCGCUGAAAUCCUCUGUAAAAUCGGAUGAGGAAUCCAGCCGUAAUGCAAAAGGUUCUUCUACAGCAGUACCUAUUCAACCUUUAUCGAAACCAAAAGAUGAAGAAAAUACUGCAAAAACUAGUUCAACAGAAUCUUUCAAACCCCUUAUUGACGAGGAGCUUCUCCUUAAUGCAGAGGAUUUAUCUACAGCGGUACCUAUCCCACCUUCAUCAAAACAAGAAGAUGAGAAGGUUCAAGAAAAUACUGCAAAAACUAGUUCAACAGAAUCUUUCAAACCCCUUAUUGACGAGGAGCUUCUCCUUAAUGCAAAGGAUUUAUCUUCAGCGGUACCUAUUCAGCUUUCACCGAAACAAGAAGAUGAGAAAGUUCAAAAAAGUACUUCCAAGAUCGGUUCAACAGAACUGUUCAAAUCUCUUAUUGACGAAGAGCUUAUCUUUGAUGAUACAAAGAAAGAGCAAAAAAAUACUAAUAAGAGAGAAAAAUCUGCUUUUGGUUGGGAAACCGAGUUUAAGAAAGAAGAUGAUUGGCCAAAUUUCGAUCAGCCAUUAAUUGAAUCAGAUUCGAGUGACGAAGAGUCAAUAAGAUCGAAUUCUAGUACUAAAGAACCUCAGUCGCCAAUGUCACCGAAUUUGAUUGAUUCAUUUGACAUACCGCCGGAGCUCAGUACUUCACCACUUAAGCCCAUCACUAUACCGCGUCAAAAAAAGCCACCAGAAAUUAAAAGCCCAUUACGAGCUACCAUUCAAGGUCCAGAAUCCGAAACUGUCGCGUCCUACAUCUUCUACAAGAACAAGUUUGUCAAAGAAAAUUCUGUUCUCGUGAACCUUGACGACGACCAAUCAGCGUUAUCUCCGCCGAAACAACCACCAACCAAAGAAUCGGAAGAUUUUCUUCAAGAACUAGCAAAGCUUGAUUGGAAGGCAUUUCUUCCGAUUCCCGAUCCGAAUAGCAUUAAAUGGGCGAAACCAACAGAUCGAGAACAGAAACGAAAGAAGAAGGAAGUGCUCAAAAUUUUCCUCGAACAUUUGGACCCGAUUUAG